Messenger RNA from Limanda limanda (common dab), 1191 nucleotides. It is a transcript of the gene kcnk20, whose product is annotated as potassium channel subfamily K member 13. Gene Ontology annotation, biological process: potassium ion transmembrane transport; stabilization of membrane potential. Gene Ontology annotation, molecular function: potassium ion leak channel activity. The record is from RefSeq and is a predicted model, not a curated record. Gene Ontology annotation, cellular component: membrane. The transcript is spliced from 2 exons. The coding region runs from base 1 to 1191 and encodes 396 amino acids. Lineage: Eukaryota; Metazoa; Chordata; Actinopteri; Pleuronectiformes; Pleuronectidae.
AUGAAGAAAGAGACUGUGUACUGCUGCUUGUCUCUGAUCCCCAGCAGGGACACUGCUCGUUUCUACCUGCUCGGCGUGCUCAUUGCUCUUUACAUGCUGGCUGGAGCUGCCAUAUUUUCUUCCUUGGAGAGACCGGCGGAGUUACAGGCACACCAGCUCUGGGAAAAGAGGCUGAAAGACUUCAUUCGCGAGCAUGAAGUCAGUCGCGAAGACCUGAAAAUGCUGCUGCGCCACUAUGAAGAAGGCAGGACAGCUGGCAUCCGUACAGAUGGAGGAAGAGCUUUAUGGGAUAUGUCUGGUGCCUUCUACUUUGCGGGAACGGUUGUCUCCACCAUUGGAUUUGGAGUGACUGCCCCAUCCACUGUAGCAGGGAAGGUCUUGCUUGUUUUCUAUGGGUUGCUGGGAUGCUCAGCGACACUGCUCUUCUUCAAUCUUUUCCUGGAGAGAGUCAUAACGUUUCUGGGCCUCCAGAUAUUCUGGUGCCACCGAAUGAGAAGCAGAGACAGCGGUGCAGCGGAGGGCAGAGCCAGUGAAGGUAAAAGGAAUGAAGAAUGGAAACCGUCUGUGUACCAUGUCACACUCGUUCUUCUUGUUGUGGUCCUGCUAGUUGCUUUGGGGGCUGCUUCCAUCUAUGCAGCCAUGGAGGGUUGGAAUUACUGUGAGUCGCUCUAUUUCUGCUUUGUGGCGUUCAGCACCGUGGGCUUUGGCGACUUUGUAAGCGGCCAGAGGGAGCACCAUGAGGACACCUGGGCGUACCAGGUUGUUAACUCUCUCCUGAUGCUCCUGGGAGUGUGCUGCACUUACUCCCUUUUCAACGCCAUCUCUGUGAUCAUUAAACUGGGACUCGACCGGAUGCUGAGGACACUGGCCCGGAUGUACAGGGGAAUCUGUCACUUUCGACUUCAGCUCAGACUUCUAUUCAAACUCACUUAUUCUGACUCUGAGACAACUAUAUGUUAUUCUGAGGAUGAUACUCUGCACAGGAAGCCGCUGCAAACUGUUUCCAGUUCGGUCCACAGCAUGCUGUGGCGCUCCCGUGCUCCAAGUGCCAUCGGUAAAUGUCUUUGUGAUGAAGCCGAAGUGGAAACAGUGUGCCACUUUGACUAUGACAGGACAGAAAAAGGGCAAGAUAGUAGCUCAUAUGAAUAUAAUGUUGUCUAUGUUAGACCACUACCCACCGGUAUAGAUUAA